Messenger RNA from Notothenia coriiceps (black rockcod), 825 nucleotides. RefSeq names its product clathrin heavy chain linker domain-containing protein 1-like. The record is from RefSeq and is a predicted model, not a curated record. The annotation marks the transcript as partial. NCBI's taxonomy places the organism in Eukaryota, Metazoa, Chordata, Actinopteri, Perciformes, Nototheniidae. The transcript is spliced from 6 exons.
GUGAUUGGACGAGCGACGACUUAUAAGAGGCUCCUGUUAACCAUAAAGUCGGAGUACGACAAUGUGGUCCGGGCUCUGCAGAAAAGGGAGGAUGAGUUCAGGGCGGCUAAACAGAGGAUGGCAGCCUCAAUGUCAGAUCCAAUAUCACUGAUGACAUGCCAGAGACGAGCCGCCCACCUGAGGGAGAGAAUCUAUGUCAUUCAGAGGGAAACAGCAGAACUUCAAGAUGAGAUGGAGAGACACAAAUCCUCUGAAGAGCAGAGCACAUGGAUACCUGGUUUGACGUUGGCUGACUCCGAGGAUCCUGAGGCUCUGGAUGGUCACCUGGAGCAUCUGGAAGCCCAGAGAGCUUCUCUCCUGGAGAGGAAGAGUGACGGUGUCUCUCUGGAGGUCAAAGCCCAGCUGGACGCUGAGCUGCAGGCUGCAGAGCUCCACAGAGACCAGCUGAGCAGCGAAAACUACCUACUGAAGACCAGGUACAAGAGUCUGAGGUUGGUGUCCGACCGUCUGUCCAGCUGGGAGUUUGAGAAGCAGCAGGUUUCUCUGGAGGAACUUCUGGAUUCCACUCUGGAAGAUGCCAGACAGACCAGCGUGACGGACGAUGACGGCUGCGGCAUGAACGCUGAACUGUUUGAGCACGAAGAGCCGACCGGUGUUGACGAGUCCCUUCUCCUGGCAGAUCGCCUGGACAGGUUUCUUGAGCUCUUUGAUUCGGCUCGGUAUGAGGAAGCGGCUCUCCUUGCUGCCAGAUCUCCCCGAGGAGUCCUGAGGAACCUGGACACCAUGGAGAUGUUUAAAGGUGGGAACCACACACAGAUAUGUACA